This is a messenger RNA of Cololabis saira (Pacific saury), 1687 nucleotides long. RefSeq names its product solute carrier family 22 member 7-like. Gene Ontology annotation, molecular function: transmembrane transporter activity. Gene Ontology annotation, cellular component: membrane. The record is from RefSeq and is a predicted model, not a curated record. Lineage: Eukaryota; Metazoa; Chordata; Actinopteri; Beloniformes; Belonidae. Gene Ontology annotation, biological process: transmembrane transport. The transcript is spliced from 9 exons. Bases 61 to 1650 code for a protein of 529 amino acids.
CCUCAGUGCACAGGAGGAAGUUUUCUUAUUUUUUUGUUGGUCUCGGAAGAAGGAGCCACAAUGAAAUUUGAGAAUGUCCUUGCUGAUAUCAAUGGAUUUGGAAGAUUUCAGGUGACGAUCGUUGUGAUCAGCUUCCUCAGUCGCUUCUCGCUGCCCUGCCACUUCAUGCUGAACAAUUUCAUUGCGGCUGUUCCUGCCCACCACUGUGACUUCAGCUCUCUGGACGAUGGCGAUAUGUUCAUGAAUCUAUCCCAUGCCCAGCGGGCGACUGUAAGUAUUCCUGUCCAGCAGGAUGGGAGUCUGAGUUCCUGUCAAAUGUUUGCGGAGCCUCAGUAUCAUCUGCUGCUCAACUCCUCCAGCACCGCUGAUGUGGCCACCACGCCCUGCCAGGACGGAUGGGUGUACGACAAAACCAUCUUCCGAUCUACUUUGACCUCAGAGUGGGACCUGGUGUGUGAUAGACGAGGGAAAAACAAAGCAACUGCUACCAUCUUCUUCAUUGGAGUUAUGUUCGGAGCCAUUACCUUUGGAAGCUUGAGUGACAGGUUUGGAAGAAGAAUUAUGCUGCUGGUGUCCUACGUCACUGGAAUGCUGUUUGGUAUUGCAAGUGCUUUUUCUACAACCUACGUGAUGUUCGCAGUGCUGCGGUUUUUCACUGGAUUUUGCAUCACUGGCCUCGUCAUCGUCUCAACAGUCCUCAGUGUGGAGUGGGUGGACGUCGAACAUAGGAAGCUGGUGGGAUUAUUCGAUACCUUAUCCUGGACAUUUGGGAAUGCAGGAUUUCCAGCCAUCGCCUACCUUGUGACCGACUGGCGCUGGCUGACUGUUGUUGUCACAUCACCUUUGAUUUUGGCCAUCAUAGGUUGGAGGUGGAUGCCAGAAUCAGCACGGUGGCUCAUUGCAAACGGAAAACUGGCUGAGGCUCAGGUGUAUCUGAAGAAAUGUGCCAAAAUCAAUCAAAAAAAAGAAUCGAUUCCCACACUUGAAAUAGAGACUCUAUCAACUAUUGUGGUCACAGCGAAGACAGAUCGAACCUAUACCUACCUGGACUUGAUAAGAACACCUAAGAUGAGGAGACUGGCUCUGAGUACUGGUUUAUUGUGGUUUUGCGUGGCAUCUAGCUUUUAUGGCAUCAGCUUCAACAUCACAGGCUUUGGGAUGAAUAUGUAUCUCACUCAAUUUACCUAUGGAAUGAUUGAAGUCCCAGCCAAAGUGUCGGUUUACUUUUUGUUGGAUAAAAUAGGACGCCGGAGGAUUGAGGUUGGAUCUCUGGCGAUGUCUUGCGUCUGUCUCGGAAUCAAUGCGGCCAUACCAAAACAUAUGUCUGUUGCAAGAACAGUUGUUGCAGUCAUUGGGAAGGGAUUUGCUUCAGCAUCCUUUUCAACGGUUGUGCUCUACUGCUCGGAGCUGUUUCCUACUGUAGUGAGGCAGAACGGGAUGGGUUACAACUCGUCCAUGGGUCGGUUCGGGGUGGCCGUGGCUCCGCUGAUCCUGCUGCUGGACGAGGUGUGGCCGCAGCUGCCGCAGCUGCUGCUGUGCGCGCUGGCCGCGGCCGGAGCUCUGGUGGCGGCGACGCUGCCGGAGACGCGCGGCCGGUUCCUGCCGGAGACCAUCGAGGACGUGGAGCAGACGGGAACCAGUACGCCUUGACCUCCAAGUUACUUAUUGUUCAAAGUGCAACAUUAAA